AUGCCACCCGACCUAACGGGUUACUCACAGAGGCGGCAAAGUCACGUCGUCGCCAUGACAAUUCCUGCAACCCACACUUGUUUUUCCCACGUGUCUGUUGCAGGCGAGCGUGAGCGAAAAGCAGACAAAGCAGGAGGGGGAGGUGCAGGCCUUGAUCCUAGAUGGCACUACCGCGGAAUCCUGACCCCGAAGCCUUCAUCUCGGACCGGCCUCGACUGGGCUUUUCUACAGCUCUCGCCUCCUUCGGCAAAACCGGCCCUCAACACCCCUCGACCGACAGGCCCCAGCGACCCCAUUACUCCUCACAUGCGUGACCUUGCUGCCAAGUGGACAUGGACGGAAGAUAUGAAGGCCAACCUGGUGUGGCGCUCGGUAUGGUCGCAGUCUCCUUUCGAUGCAUACGAGUGGGUUGACGUUGUUUUCACAACUUGGUCUUGUUGUCGGGACAACUUAAUUGGACGCAUCUUCUCCGAAAUCCUCUGCCAUAGUAGCUGUCCGGAUUUCCAGCGUCGGACUGUCGACUCGGUACGUGCUCAGAUGUUUCGCCGACAUCGUCAGUGA
Messenger RNA from Protopolystoma xenopodis, 561 nucleotides. The record is from the annotation of a GenBank genome assembly. Lineage: Eukaryota; Metazoa; Platyhelminthes; Monogenea; Polystomatidea; Polystomatidae.